GUCACAACAAGGACAACAACAACGAACAACCACAAACCCACGCAACACGCCGAGAGAGAUCACGUCUCAUGCGGUAACGUUGGCCAUUGAUUGGGGCUUCUCCGCGCGACAACAACAACAACAACAACAACACCAUCGAUUGAGCCUCCUCAUGACAGCAAGGUUAUAAAGGCUGCGUCUGGAUGGAUACAUAGGGUCUCACUCAUCUCACGAUAAUAUCACUCGGACGCCCCCUCGUUCAUCAUCACUCGCAGCACCUACAUCAUCAUCAUCAUCAAGUCUCAUCACCAAACCAGACAUCAUUUCAAUUUAUACAUCAUCAUCAUCAUCAUCAUCAUCAUCAUCACCACCACCACCAUCACCAUGACCGAUCCAGACACCACCAACGCUCCUCCCGCCUCUGAGCCCACCACACCCCCCUCCCGCUCAUCCACCGUCACCCUCCGCGAAAUCGACAAGGACAACUGGCGUGCCAUCACCUCCCUCGCCCCCCUCCCCUCCCAGGCCGCCAACGUCUCCACAAACGCCAUGUCCCUCGUCGAGGCCCACUACAGCUUCGACGCCUGGUUCCGCGCCAUCUACGCCGACGACACCCCCGUCGGCUUCCUCAUGAUGUCCAUCUGGGACCCCGACGACUGGUACUGCAUCUGGCGCUUCAUGAUCGACAGCCGCUACCAGAAGAUGGGCUUCGGCCGCCAGGCCGUCCUCCUCGCCAUUCAGCACGUCAGGGACAAUCACCCCCAGGCUAAGCUGCUCCGCCUCAUGUCCGCCAGCCCCGACGGCAAGAAGGGCACCCUGCCCAAGGACUCCCCCUACAAGUUUUACGCCAGCCUGGGCUUCAAGGACAUUGCCGACAUUGACGAGAGAGGGGAGAUUGAAAUGGGCAUGGAUCUGUAGCCCACCAUCGCCACAGCCUUAUUGGCUUCUCACUGCAAUGGUGCACGCACGCACACGCUACGUCACACGACAAGCAGCGUUCUUGGUCAACUUCAUGGUUUGCGUAAACUUCAUUAUCUACCUUGCAGAGCUAGCUAGAGUACAGCGUCCCAAAAGGCAUUAUCAUAACGAUGCAAAUCAAGCAGCC
Messenger RNA from Purpureocillium takamizusanense, 1084 nucleotides. RefSeq lists its product as uncharacterized. NCBI's taxonomy places the organism in Eukaryota, Fungi, Ascomycota, Sordariomycetes, Hypocreales, Ophiocordycipitaceae. The transcript has a single exon. Gene Ontology annotation, molecular function: acyltransferase activity, transferring groups other than amino-acyl groups. The record is from RefSeq and is a predicted model, not a curated record. The coding region runs from base 364 to 897 and encodes 177 amino acids.